AUGGCUCAAAUUCUUUCAAACGCAGAAGAAAAUACUCUUGUACGAUGGAUUUCACGACUUAUCAUCACUGGAUUCCCUGCUACACCUAUGUUGAUGAAGGAAAUGGCCGACGAAAUUCGUCUUCGACGCAUUCAGAUCGCGUCAUCUCGAAUUCCUACCUCGACAGAAAUUCCACCUAUAGGCCACGAAUGGAUCUAUAGAUUCCAAAAACGACAUCCAGAACUUAAAACAUGCUAUUCACAUCAAUUAGAGUCUAAUCAGGCUAAAGUGGCAACUCCGGAGAAUAUUCAGGCUUGGUUUGAUGCGUUUCGUACAUGUCUCAUUAAACGAAAGUAUGAAUUAGAUGAUAUGUAUAAUAUGGACGAAACCGGAUUUGGAGUUGGAAGUACUCAAAGUAUGCGUAUUAUAGUCGAUUCUACUCAGAAAUCGAAUUGGAAAGUUACAGCUGGCAAGCAAGAAUGGAUAACUGCAUUUGAAUGUGUCAAUGCAGCUGGAAAGGCUCUAUCACCUAUGAUCAUUUUCAAGGCUCAGAAUACGAAUUCUGCAUGGAUUCCAAAGGACAUACCUCAAAGCUGGCAGUUUUCUACGAGUACGAAUGGAUGGACCUCAAAUAGUCAUGGAUUAGAAUGGCUAAAAAGGGUUUUCGAACCAGAAUCUAAGAAAGUGUCAGGUGACCGACCUCGACUUUUGAUCAUGGAUGGCCAUUCAAGUCAUAUUACAGGCAGCUUUAUUGCUUUCUGUAUAGAGAAGGAUAUCGAUUUACUUAUAUUACCUCUUUAUUGCUCCUAUUUGCUUUAG
This is a messenger RNA of Sclerotinia sclerotiorum 1980 UF-70, 798 nucleotides long. RefSeq lists its product as hypothetical. The record is from RefSeq and is a predicted model, not a curated record. The transcript has a single exon. Bases 1 to 798 code for a protein of 265 amino acids. NCBI's taxonomy places the organism in Eukaryota, Fungi, Ascomycota, Leotiomycetes, Helotiales, Sclerotiniaceae. Gene Ontology annotation, cellular component: nucleus. Gene Ontology annotation, molecular function: DNA binding.